Molecule: messenger RNA, 1681 nt
Organism: Saprolegnia parasitica CBS 223.65
Lineage: Eukaryota; Oomycota; Saprolegniomycetes; Saprolegniales; Saprolegniaceae
Exons: 2
Coding region: 86-1594 (502 amino acids)
Biological process (GO): transmembrane transport
Molecular function (GO): transmembrane transporter activity
Source: RefSeq, a predicted model, not a curated record
GGAGUUUGUCGCUUGCACUCGAAAGCGACCACCAACUUGUUCAGAUUCUCACUUCCCAAUUGGCCUCCGACCGACUCGACGAGCCAUGUCGUCCCGCGCCUCCGAAGCCACGGGGCUCCUCCAAACCUCGUCCCGCUACUAUGGCGCGUCGGCCUCCUGGCUCUUUUGGCUCCCGACCGCGCCGAGCCACCGCUUUUACCUCCUCGUGCUCAUCUGUCUCAUUCCGUUUGGCGGCCACUUCGUCAAGAAUGAAAUGUCGUCGCUCCAACAACUCAUGAUCGACGACAAGGAGUUCCCGAUCUCCAACACGAUCUACGGCGCGUUCAACUCGGCGGUCUCGGUCCCCAACAUGAUCAUCCCGUUUGUCGGUGGCCACCUCCUCGACUGCAAGGGCCACGUCACGAUCCUCUACUUCCUCAUCCUCAUGUGUUUGGGCCAAGCGCUCUUUGCGUACGCGAUGCAGCUGCACUCGAUCUGGCUCGCGAUGGCCGGCCGCAUCAUCUUUGGUCUCGGCGAGGGCAGCGUCGUUGUCGGCGGCCGCGCGAUCGUCGCGUACUGGUUUGACCGGUCCGAGCUCACGUUCGCCAUGGGCACGUCCGUUGGCAUCACCAACAUCUCCAAGAUGCUCGCCAAGGCCACGGUCGCCCCCGUCGCGCUCUACUUUGGCAGCUACGUGUACGGUCUCUGGUACGGCUUUGUGGUGUGCGUCGUCUCGCUCUUGGUGGCGCUCGUCGUCGGUCGCGCCGCGCAGACGCUCAAGCGCAUCAAGCGCGACGUCAAGCACCAAGUGCGCGCGGGCGCGGAGCUCGUGUCGGUGGUGGCGCCGUCGCUCACGUGGCUGAGCUCGUACUGCUACGUGCGCCGCGCCAAGAAGGCCGAGGUCGCGCACGAGAAGCUCUCGUUCCUGGCGAUGGGGUCGUUCUCGCCGCUCUUUUGGCUCGUUGUCGCGCUCCACGUGACGUUCAUCAACGUGUUCCACCUCUUCCAGAACGUCUCGGCGAGCUACUUUACCCAAGUGCACGGCUACUCGAUCGUGAACGCGGGGUACGUGAGCAGCCUCGCGCACGUCUUUGUGAUCUUCGCGCCGCUCGUGGGCCUCGUCGUGGACUGCGUCGGCGGUCGCAUCCAGCUCAUUCUGUGCUCGUCGUGCCUGAGCAUCCUCGCGUACACCUUGCUUGUCUUUACCAACGUCUCGCCCAUCAUCUCGAUGCUGCUCAUUUCGCUCUGCCUCUCGGUGACGCCAUCCAUCUUGCUCUCGAGCAUUCCGCUGACGGUCUCCAAGCAGCGCUUCGGCACUGCGUACGGCAUUCUCGAGGUCGUUAACGGCUUUACCGCCUUCAGCGGCAACCUCGGCAUCGGGUACCUCCGCGAUACGACGGGCAGCUACACGAUCGUGAUGCAAAUCCUCAUGGCCUUUGCCUGCCUCACGCUGCUGCUGACGCUUGCGGUGGGGUAUGUCGACAAGACACACGGCGGCCACCUUGCGACCGCGACCAUCAAGAAGAAGGGUGAGGUCGACGACGAUGAGCUCGUCGAGGCAGGUAGCUCGAGCUCGAGCGCGGAAGAAGGAUGCGCGCCCAAGAUCCACGUGUAGUGUGGCUCGAAAAUACCCUAGCCCUAUACGAAAUCAAUGUUUAGUUGGAGAAUCCUUUAUGACAAAUCACCCGCUGCUUGUAAACGG